CAUAAGUAUACCUUAGGUAUGGAGCAUUCUAUUUGUUCCUAGGAGUACAUAAGUACCUAGGUAUCAGAUGUAUCCAAGGGGGUGUCCAGGAAAAUAAGCAUAAUUUAAUAACUGACUCAGGUACCGGAGGUACCAUGUCUGAGAAAAUAAUUUUUCCGCUCUCUUUCAAGUCAAAAAGGAAAAGAUGCCUACAACGGCUACUCAUUUUAGAUACCCUUGCCACACUCCUGCUUUACUUUCCAUCCUCUCUCUCUCGGUCUUGUUUUAUUUUCUUUUGAUUUUCCCAGAGUAAUACUUUAGAAGCAGUUUCUUGGUCUAGACUUCAAGUCUCCGUCACGUCGACACUAUAUCUCCAUCUUCUCUAUCUCCGCUCAAAAAUUCUUUUCGCUCCUAUCGCAAAUGGGCCUGGCGGCGCCUCGCAAAAAAACCAAAAUCUCGCAUGAUCCCAACAACACCUCUUGGUCACGAUCUACGGAUGGUUUUGGACACAGGAUUCUCAAAGCCCAGGGCUGGACUCCCGGUGGCUUCCUCGGCGCCCGAAAUGCCACUCACUCUGAUCUAUUCACUACGGCUAGCGCAUCACAUAUAAGAGUUGUCUUGAAGGAUGACACAUUAGGCCUGGGAGCUCGGCCAAAGAGGGAUCUUUUGGAUGGACCCACUGGCCUGGACGCAUUCAAAGGAUUACUCGGCCGGCUCAAUGGUAAAUCUGAUACACAACUUGAAGCGGAGCAGCAAAAGCGGGAUGAUGAUAAAUUGGCUCGAUAUGCUGCAACGAAGUGGCAGACUGUCAGAUUCAUAAGUGGCGGACUUCUUGCGCAGGAGAAGGAUAAUGCUACGGCCUCCAAGGCUUCUCAGGAUCUUCGCGUUGACUUUCCACGGAAGACCUCUUCCCAUGAAAGAAGGCUGUGCCAUGACCAAGGAGGAGGAGGGAAGAAGAAGAAGAAAAAGAAGAACGAGAAGGGGAAGGAGCUGGACAUGAGUUCCAGAAAAUCCCGCGAAAAGAAACAAGAGAAGAGACAGAAGAAAAGGAAACUUAGUGACUGUGACGGGCUCGACGCGGAAACAGCGGACAAAACCUCUACAAAAGUCCUUGUAGCAGUCGCGAACGAUAAAGGUACAUGUCUGCUGGCCUCGAAUGGUCCAUCAACAUCGAGGGAACGCCAACCUAUGGGAAGACGGAUCUUUCGAAGCCGCCAUAUUGAACAAAAGAAAAGAGCCCUCAUGGACGAUAAAUCUCUCAAUGAGAUAUUCAUGAUCAAAACGUAAUAAUAAAUAUUCACCGGUUGGCCCAUGUCAAACUACCUAGACACCUG
This is a messenger RNA of Aspergillus novofumigatus IBT 16806, 1313 nucleotides long. It is a transcript of the gene pxr1, whose product is annotated as telomerase inhibitor/ribosome biogenesis protein PXR1. The record is from RefSeq and is a predicted model, not a curated record. The transcript is spliced from 4 exons. Lineage: Eukaryota; Fungi; Ascomycota; Eurotiomycetes; Eurotiales; Aspergillaceae. Gene Ontology annotation, molecular function: nucleic acid binding. The coding region runs from base 400 to 1266 and encodes 288 amino acids.